ACGGGACGGGUGGGAGGGGCGGGAGGAGCGCGGCCGGCGGUGAGCGGAACCGGCACCGGAACCGGCACCGGGACCGGGGGACCGAGGCCGGGACUGGCACUAGCAUAGCGACCGGAGAGGGGCCGCGCGGGAGCCCCCGGUCCGCCCUCGACGCGCCCGGCGAUGGGGCCGGCCGGGCCCCGCUGCCCCCCGGUGCCCACCGGAGCUGCCGCCGCCCCCCGCCGCUGGCGGGGCUGAGGGCCCGCCGCGCCCGGCCCGGCCAUGGCUGCGUGCGGCUGUAAGGCGCUGCUGGCCGCGGCCAGGGCCAGUUUCAGAGGCUCCCGUCUCCUGGCGCACUGCAGCCCUCUGUGCUCCCCAGCCGUUGCUCUUGUCCAGCUGGUGGAUCCCCAGCUCCCCUGGGCCUGCAGGGACUCCAAGAGCCAGCCCUGGCCACGCCGUGCCUGCCUGGGCACUGCCCUGCCUCGCUCAGCUGCCCGCACCCUGCACACCUCCUGCAGCCCCCGGCAGCAGCUGCCAGGGGAAUCCCUGCCCCACGGAAAGCCCAGGAACCAGGGAGACAAACCUGCUAAAAGCCCGGCCAAGCAGGUCCCGGUGGCUCCUGCGGGAAGGAAAUCCUUGCGACAGAGAGCCGUGGAUGAGCUGAAGCAUUACUACAAUGGAUUCCACUUGCUCUGGAUUGACACCAAGGUGGCUGCCAGGAUGGUGUGGAGGCUGCUCCACGGGCAGGUGCUCACCAGGAGGGAGAGGAGAAGGCUGCUGAGAACUUGUGCAGAUCUCUUCCGGCUGGUUCCCUUCCUGGUGUUUGUCAUCGUCCCCUUCAUGGAGUUUCUGUUACCUGUGUUCCUGAAGCUCUUCCCUGACAUGCUGCCCUCGACGUUUGAGACGGAGUCAAAAAAGGAAGAGAAGCUGAAGAAGAAGUUGAAUGCAAGGCUGGAGUUAGCCAAGUUCCUGCGGGAGACCAUUGCAGAGAUGGCCAAAAGGAACAAGGCAGACACAGCCCAAGGGAAACAAUUCUCCUUUUACCUGCACGAGCGCCGUCCCAGCGGCCAGCAGCCCAGCACGCAGGAGGUCGUGCACUUCUCCAAGCUCUUUGAGGACGAGCUGACCCUGGAGCACCUGGAGAGGCCGCAGCUGGUGGCCCUGUGCAAGCUGCUGGAGCUGCAGCCCCUGGGCACCAACAACCUGCUGCGCUUCCAGCUGCUGAUGCGGCUGCGCAGCAUCAAGGCCGACGACGAGAUGAUUGCCAAGGAAGGGGUCAGUGGCCUGAGCGUGCCGGAGCUGCAGAGCGCCUGCAGGGCCAGAGGGAUGCGGUCACUGGGGCUCUCUGAGGAGCAGCUGAAGGAGCAGCUGGGGCAGUGGCUGGAUCUGCAUUUAAAGGAGAACAUUCCUUCUUCUCUCCUCCUGCUUUCCCGUGCCUUGUACUUAAUAGACCUAAAGCCACAAUCUGUUCCCAUUCCACAGAGCAAGACAGCUGAAGCUGCUGGAGUGAUGACAUCUGUGCUUGAAGGUCAGGAGACCCUCCUGGAUCCCGCCCCUGUUGUACAGGGAAGAAAGAAUGAAGAAUUUGUGUCCCAGCCAACAGAGAAAUUGCCAUUCUCUGAAGCAUCAGUGAAGCCUCCCCCUCGAGAGACCAAAAUGGAAGCAUCCCAGAGCAGCAAGGCUGGUGCCAAUGGAGCCUAACCUGGAGCCAGCACUGGGGGGAAGCAGCUUCCAUCUCCACACCUCCUGCAGAGGGAGCAGGGAUUUCCCAGGAGGCUGCUCUACAUGAGGAGGCAGUAGCCCUCAGGAGCCUCUCUCUCUGUCCCAAGCUUGUUAGCAACUAGGCCACUGCUGUCUGGAUGGCCCCAGACAUCUCUUUUGUGCUGGAUCCUUGCCCUGCUACUUUUAACUUAUGGUGUAAAUAUGUUAAUAAUGGUGCUGCUGUCUGUGCUGUUCCUCAGCAGGUGUUUGUGCUUAGCAAAGGCAGCUUUUCGUGUUAGAAUGGCCUGUGCACAGAACAAGCUGGGCUGGAGUCCAGCAAAGCCCGUUCUGCAGUGUGAAAUCCUCUGCAGGAACAUCCCCACACACCCAGGGCCAGCAGCUUGUCCUGAGGGUCACAGCUCAGGCUCUUGGUCCUUUUUAGGGUGUUUUAGUGACCCACGUGG
Molecule: messenger RNA, 2144 nt
Organism: Motacilla alba alba
Lineage: Eukaryota; Metazoa; Chordata; Aves; Passeriformes; Motacillidae
Gene: LETM2
Product: leucine zipper and EF-hand containing transmembrane protein 2
Exons: 10
Coding region: 262-1680 (472 amino acids)
Biological process (GO): intracellular monoatomic cation homeostasis
Cellular component (GO): mitochondrial inner membrane
Molecular function (GO): ribosome binding
Source: RefSeq, a predicted model, not a curated record